Molecule: messenger RNA, 1566 nt
Organism: Varanus komodoensis (Komodo dragon)
Lineage: Eukaryota; Metazoa; Chordata; Lepidosauria; Squamata; Varanidae
Product: vomeronasal type-2 receptor 26-like
Exons: 5
Coding region: 1-1566 (521 amino acids)
Biological process (GO): G protein-coupled receptor signaling pathway
Cellular component (GO): membrane
Molecular function (GO): G protein-coupled receptor activity
Source: RefSeq, a predicted model, not a curated record
AUGGUAACGAAAUUCUAUCAGCACAUCCUGACUUUGGCAUUUGCUGUGAAGGAGAUCAAUGAAGAUCUGAACAUCUUGCCCAAUGUAACCCUUGGGUUCCACAUCUAUGAUAGCUACUACGAUGCGAGGAUGACCUACCGUACUACUCUGGGCCUACUCUUUAAGUCGCACAGAUUUGUUCCCAACUACAAAUGUGACAAUGAGAAAAACCUCAUAUCCAUUAUUGGAGGGUUUGGCUUUGAUACCUCUUUGCAUAUGGCGGACAUUAUUAGAUUCUAUAAGAUCCCACAGCUGCAUCCAUUUCUUCAAAGGAUUUCAUUUAAUAAUUCAGCUGGGGAAAGCGUGUCCUUCAAUGAGAGGUGGGAAACAGAAGGUGGCUUUGAUAUCAUGAACAUGGUCAUAUUCCCCAAUGCCUCCUUCCAAAGAGUGAAUGUUGGAAGAGUGGAUCCCAAAGCUGCUGAAGGAAAAGUAUUCACCAUUCAUGAUGACAUGAUUGAAUGGCACACUAGUUUCAACCAGGUGCUUCCUCUUUCGGUUUGUAAUGAACACUGCCAUCCUGGUUAUCGGAAGAAAAGCAAGGAAGGGGAAAAGUUUUGCUGCUAUGAUUGCAUUUCAUGUCCUGAAGGAAAGGUGUCAAACAUGCCAGAUAUGGAAGACUGUUUCAAAUGCCCAGAUGAAAGAUAUCCAAACGUGGGCCAAGCUGUCUGUAUUCACAAGACUAUAAGCUUUCUGUCCUACAAAGAACCUUUAGCAAUCAGUUUCCUGUUGGUUGCUGUCUCCUUUUCUCUGAUCACAAUCUUAAUCCUCAGAACUUUUAUUGAGCACAAAGAUACUCCAAUAGUCAAAGCAAACAACCGGGAUCUCACCUACGUUCUCCUCAUCUCCCUACUUCUCUGCUUCCUUUCUUCUUUGCUAUUCCUUGGACAACCUGGGAAAGUGACCUGCCUUCUCCGGCAACCAUCUUUUGGCAUCAUCUUCUCAUUGGCUGUUUCUUCUGUGUUGGCCAAAACCAUAACUGUGGUGGUGGCUUUCAUGGUCACGAGACCAGGGUCUAAUAUGAGGAAGUGGGUGGGGAAGAGCCUGGCCAACUCCAUUGUUGUUUCUUGCUCCCUUACUCAAGUAGGCAUUUGUGCUGUGUGGUUGGUGACCUCUUCUCCAUUCCCAGAUUUUGAUAUGCACACAAUGACCGCAGUGAUUAUAGCAGAGUGCAACGAAGGGUCCAUCACCUUGUUUUACUGUGCCCUGGGCUACAUGGGACUUCUGUCUCUAAUCAGCUUCAUGGUGGCUUUCCUAGCCAGGAAGUUGCCUGACACUUUUAAUGAAGCCAAGUUCAUCACCUUCAGUAUGUUGAUGUUUUGCAGUGUUUGGCUGUGUUUUGUCCCAACCUACCUGAGCACUAAGGGGAAAUAUAUGGUAGCUGUGGAGAUCUUCUCCAUCUUAGCCUCCAGUGCUGGGUUACUGGUUUGUAUUUUCUUCCCAAAGUUCUACCUUAUUGUGUUGAGGCCUGAAUUGAACAACUGGGAGCAACUGAGAAGAAUCCAUAGCUCCUCACUGAAUCUGAACUGA